AUAAAUUAUGCACUCUGUGAACAUAAAUACGCCUCAAAUGGAGUUAUUGAGUUCAAGUUCUGUAUUUAUAUAGUUAAGGCUGCCUUAUACCGAAUGGGCUCUGGCGAUUUGAAUCCGCUUCAUCUUGAUCCCAGUUUUGCGAAGAUGUCCGGAUUCAAAGAGCCUAUUCUACAUGGUAUGUGCACUCUGGGAUUUGCAACACGGCAUGUAAUCAAGCUCUGGGCUGAAAAUGAUGCAGAGCGAUUUAAAACACUAAAGGCACGCUUCUCGUCUCCGGUAAUUCCUGGGCAAACGCUGAUCACUGAAACUUGGAAAGAUGGGAAUCGUAUCAUUUUCCAGACCAAGGUUAAAGAGACGGGCAAAGUGGUGAUUUCAAAUGGAUGGAUUGUACUGACCGACGUAGCGACGUUGCCUGCUGUUCAAGACAUCAGCACUUUGUCAAAGCUUUAA
Strongylus vulgaris is the source of this 450-nucleotide messenger RNA. The record is from the annotation of a GenBank genome assembly. Lineage: Eukaryota; Metazoa; Nematoda; Chromadorea; Rhabditida; Strongylidae.